CCUCCGAUGUCCCUCCGCUCACGUGACCUUUUGUCAGCCAAGUGUUUUUGGCUUGUGGGCCUGGAAAAGGCGCCGUCGGCUUCACGGGUUUAAACCUAUUUUGAGGAGGACUUGUUUUCCUCACAGCGCAGGCUCCCGGAAGGCCCCGAGGGGGCUGAGUACGCGCCCCACCUGGCGGAGCCCGCCGAGUCCGCGACACCUCGCUCUGCGCGGGGGCUUGGACCUGCCGACCGGCUCCCCGGCUGAUGCGGAUGGGCGGAUGGUUUGGGAGCGCCCCGGAGCCUCCAAUCUCUUCAUUUUCCCGCGGAUGGCCCGCGUCCGUGUCCCCCGGGACGCCGAGCCUCGCUGACCACUCGGUCCGCGUCCUCCGAGGAGUCCCGCCCGGGCGGUGGGGGGCUUGGCCCUGGCCCGCCUCGCUCCCGGGUUUGAAUCACCCCAAGACUCGCCAGCUGUAGGACUCUGACACAUUGGCCGGCCGCGCGGUGCCUCAGUUUCCCCUCCUGAUGACAGCCUGACGCGUAGUAUGCGAGGAGCAGCGCUGCGAGGAGGAAGUCUUCCCCCUGGCCAUGAACUACCUGGAUCGCUACCUGUCCUGCGUCCCUACCCGAAAGGCCCAGUUGCAGCUCCUGGGGUCAGUCUGCCUGUUGCUGGCCUCCAAGCUGCGGGAGACCACGCCCCUGACCAUCGAGAAACUGUGCCUCUACACCGACCAAGCUGUGGCUGCCUGGCAGUUGCGGGAAUGGGAGGUGCUGGUCCUGGGGAAGCUCAAGUGGGACCUGGCGGCUGUGAUCGCACAUGAUUUCCUGGCCCUGAUUCUGCACCGACUCUCUCUGCCCACUGACCGACAGGCCUUGGUCAAAAAGCAUGCCCAGACUUUUUUGGCCCUGUGCGCUACCGAUUACACCUUCGCCAUGUACCCACCCUCCAUGAUCGCAACGGGCAGCAUCGGGGCGGCAGUGCAAGGCCUGGGCGCCUGCUCCAUGUCCGGGGAUGAGCUCACUGAGCUGCUGGCCGGCAUUACAGGCACUGAAGUGGACUGCCUGCGGGCCUGCCAGGAGCAGAUUGAAGCUGCGCUUAGGGAGAGCCUCAGGGAAGCUGCCCAGCCCACCCCCAGCCCAGCACCCAAAGCCCCCCGGGGCUCCAGCAGCCAGGGGCCCAGCCAGACCAGCACGCCCACAGAUGUCACCGCCAUCCACCUGUAGCCCAGGACAGGCCCCCUCGAGUGGCCACAAGCAGAGGAGGGGCCGCUGCCAUCCCCUCCCUGCUUCUAGAACAAUCCACGCCACAUCUGAAGCUAGAGGGGGCUCCUCCUCCCCCCUCACAAACCCCAAGGGGCCAGGCCCUCUGCCUAUCCCCGCAGUGCACUAAGGGGCCUGGGUGGCCAUGUUGCCUGCUUGGCCAGCCAGCCCCUCUUCUUCCCACCCCCCCGACCAGCUCAGCUCUUGCCUUGACUAAAUGCAGCUGGGCCUUGGCUGGUCAGACGAAUUUGAACAGGUAAAAUCCAUGCACCAGCAUUCCCUUUUGAGGCUCCCCCUGCCCCAUCCCUGCCCUUUUGGGGUUCUCAUGUUCUUAACUGCCAAAAUGCCCCAGUGCCUUCUGAAGGUGUUGCCCCUUCUAGGGUUAUUGCAUUUGGAUUGGGGUCCUUCAAGCAUCCUGAUUGACAUGAGGGGGAAUGUAGCUGAGAUGGCUUCCCUCAGCGAUUUGGAGGCCCCUUAUAUAAUCCAUGCUCCCAGCUGCUCCUAGAGGGAAGGGCGGAGGCCUUGGUCAGAGGGUUAAGAACCAACAAACAGAUCCCUCUUUGCUUUGCUUUCCGCUCAGCUUGUGAUUGAGGGUUUGGUGCUGAAGGAUGAGGUCAUUUUAAUUUAUUAACUGCAUUGAAUACAACUAUAAGGGUACAGUGGGGCCUGUACCCCCUAAGUGGUAGUAACCCUGGUGGUUGCUGAUUCCCUUCCUUCUGCUACCAGCUAGAGGAUCACUGACCCAGGAGCUGCUACAGCCUGGGGUGGGGCCAUGCCCCCCUCUCCCUCUGGCCCUCUGCCCCAGCCUCCAGUGGGAGGAUGUGGGGGACCCUGGAGGUGACCGAGCUCCCGUCUGGAGAGGGAGGCAAGCCCCAUCGACACAGGUCUUUCCUAAGGUCACAAGGUUCCGGCUGGUGGCCCAGGACCAUCAUGCUGCCUUAAUAAAAAUUCUGGAAUAAAACUGGCUCUGGCUUCUG
Molecule: messenger RNA, 2215 nt
Organism: Dipodomys ordii (Ord's kangaroo rat)
Lineage: Eukaryota; Metazoa; Chordata; Mammalia; Rodentia; Heteromyidae
Gene: Ccnd3
Product: cyclin D3
Exons: 5
Coding region: 567-1202 (211 amino acids)
Biological process (GO): mitotic cell cycle phase transition; positive regulation of G1/S transition of mitotic cell cycle; regulation of cyclin-dependent protein serine/threonine kinase activity
Cellular component (GO): nucleus; cytoplasm; cyclin-dependent protein kinase holoenzyme complex
Molecular function (GO): cyclin-dependent protein serine/threonine kinase regulator activity
Source: RefSeq, a predicted model, not a curated record